This is a messenger RNA of Hymenoscyphus albidus, 1758 nucleotides long. The record is from the annotation of a GenBank genome assembly. NCBI's taxonomy places the organism in Eukaryota, Fungi, Ascomycota, Leotiomycetes, Helotiales, Helotiaceae.
GGGCAAGCAAGUAAGAGCGGAUCUAUGUACGUGCCUGAAGUUUAUCUACUGUAGUGUAGAUAGCUAUCUAGAAUCUAGAUAGGGCUGAAAGCAUCACCCCACACAUGAAGCUUUCCUGUCGACGGAGCUGGCAUGGCCGGAGCCGAUAUCGCAUUAUGGCCGGGAAGGUGCCGAGAACUGUGCCGAUAUUGGCGCCGGGGCCGAUACCCACAUGGCGCCGAGAGCUGUACAAGGUCCUACGGAUCCCUGUGCCUGGAUACUUGGGCCCUGGGCCACUCGGCCGUGAGCCUGCGAUGCGAUGCCAGAGCCUCACCUCAGUAAAGUUGACAGCUUCAUUGAACCGCAGCUCUUCACCCACCAGCAUCACUUCACGCCUUGAUUGUACACUCCCUACUUCCGAACUAUACCCAAACAAGAGCCACAAUCAUCCCAGGCCUACAUCAUGGCGGACGAAUCUCCAGUGGGCUCUCCCCUCUCCACCAUCUCCAGCGACGCUUUUGAAGCAGAGUAUGGUGCAGUUGCUGCCAACAUGCCGCCCGCCAAACGACAGAAACUAGAGGACUCCUCCAUGCGCGCAACACCCACAUCCCACCAAAUUGAUUUUGAUGCUGUCAAUGAAUCGUCAGAUACAGAAGGAGAGGUCCCCAACUCACCAGGCAACCUGGGCAGACCUGAGGAUGACGACAGUCAGGAACAAGUGACCGUAUGCGCCUGGGACGGAUGUGAUGCAGGGGAUCUGGAGAAUAUGGAUCGUCUGGUAGAUCACAUCCACAAUGAACACAUUGAAACCAGACAGAAGAAGUACACUUGCGAGUGGGGUGAUUGCAAUAGAAAGAGUAUGGCGCAUGCCAGUGGUUAUGCUUUGAAGGCACACAUGAGAAGUCAUACCAGAGAGAAGCCCUUCUAUUGCGCGUUGCCAGGUAAGUGUUCCCAACCCUUUUGUUAUGCAAGCUGCUAACUCUUUCUUUGUAGAAUGCGAUCGUGCAUUUACCCGUUCUGACGCUCUGGCAAAGCACAUGCGAACGGUCCACGAAACCGAAGCUCUCCGCCCUUCAGACCCAAUCCCCAAAUCCAUGCAACCAGCCAAGUCCUCCCGAAAGCUAAAACUAAAUCUGAAAGUUGCACAAUCUCAACUCGAAGAGCCUCAAACUGAGCAAGCCAAUGGUGUCACCAGCGGCGAGACGACUUCGGAAUGGACAUCCUCCUAUCCUCCCGAGCUUGGUUUCACAGCAGAAGAAGAAGCAAAGGGCCCAGAAGAACUUUACCGAUAUCUACGACGACAACUGCGAUGGGCCGAGGAAGAUUUGGAGAAGACGAAGCGCCUCUGUGACGAGAUGGAGGCACUUCGACGAAAAGAAUGGGAGGAGAAGGAAAUCUUGCUGGACCAGGUCAUAAAGAAUGAAAUUGGCUACCAUGAGAGAAGAGCGGCAGUUUUGGCCAGCGCGUCAAUCCCAACCGCAGAGGAGAUUAGAGCAAGCGCAGCAGCAGCGGUCAUCUCUCAGGAGAAUUUGAACAAAAUGGAAGAUUCUGAUACUACUGGUGGCAGGAACAGUUUGGGUGGGGGAGGCUCAUUUCAGUCAAUUCAGGAUCGAAAUACGGAAACUGCUGCUAUAUUGGCAUCAAUGAGUAGGCAGACUUAGUCGGGGACUUUGUACGUGGGAAAUGGAUAUCAAAUGGAAUUGAAGGAAUUGGCAUUCUGGAGUUAGGGGCACAUGAAAUUUACGUGUAUCAACAUGCAGACUGGUACGGUAGCGGAUG